AUUAUUGUACCCAAUAUAUAAACGUUUGCCAUUUUUCAAUUUUUACCGCCGUUGAAUUCUUGUAAUUCCGCCAAAAUUGUCUGAUCCCAGGUUGUUUACAAAUCUAUUUCGGGGUAGUUCGUUUUGUUCUCCUUGCUUUGUUGCUUUGCAAAUUAUUGGCUGUGGUUUCUUUUUAAUAUUUUUAAUGAAUUUUAUGAAAUUUGGUACGUUUUACCGUAUGUUACCAAGUUUCCAACAUCAAUUAAUACUUAAAAUGCCACGACAUGCUCAGACACAACAUGGUGACGCGACGGUGGAUGAAGAAAACAUUGUGCUCUUAAAAAACGCAAUCUAUCAACCUGUGCCUAGUGCUGAGCCGCCCUUGACAUGCACGUGGUUUUACAAUGUAGAUCCCAACAUAGUGCCUGUUCGCAACCAUGUAACAGUUGUUGCAAAUCAAGAACCAAAAAUCGUACUUCCGGAAAAGCGGAAAGCGGACAAUGAUGAACAAGUAGAGGCCUUAAAAAAAGCCAGAUUGGAGACAAAGGCAUUGAAAGCUAAGCGCCCUGGUUUCUCUGAGGACAGAUAUGACGAGACAUCAUAUUAUUUUGAGAAUGGUUUACGAAAAGUCUAUCCAUAUUACUUUACAUUUACAACCUUUACUAAAGGACGCUGGGUGGAUGAGAAAAUACUAGAUGUAUUUUCACGUGAAUUUCGCGCGCAUCCGCCUGAGGAAUAUAAGCGCAGCAUAUUGACUGGUUCGUUGAAAGUUAACUACGAAAGUGUACCAGUGGAUUAUAAAUUAAAACAUAACGACUUGCUGUCGAACACGGUACAUCGACAUGAAGUGCCUGUUACCGAUCAACGUAUUUCCAUAGUGCAUAUGGAUGAGGAUAUUGUUGUUAUAAACAAACCCGCUUCAAUACCUGUACACCCGUGUGGUAGAUAUCGACACAAUACGGUGGUGUUCAUUUUAGCUAAGGAAUACAAUCUAAAGAAUUUACGUACAAUUCAUCGUUUGGAUCGACUGACAUCCGGCUUAUUGCUCUUUGGACGCACUCCUAAGAAAGCGCGACUACUUGAACAACAGAUAAGAAACAGAGACGUUGAAAAGGAGUAUGUGUGUCGUGUAGAAGGAAAUUUCCCCGACGGUGUCAUUGAAUGCGACGAACCAAUUUUAGUCGUCAGUUAUAAGAUUGGUGUUUGUAAAGUUUCACCCAAAGGCAAAGAUUGCUCUACAACAUUUGAAAAAAUCAGUUACAAUGGCACAACAAGCGUUGUGCUAUGUAAGCCUUUAACCGGAAGAAUGCAUCAAAUUCGUGUACAUUUACAGUAUUUAGGAUAUCCUAUUGUAAAUGAUCCUUUGUAUAAUCAUGACGUAUUCGGACCGCUCAAGGGACGUGGUGGUGAUAUUGGUGGACGUACUGAUGAGGAACUGGUAAAAGAUUUGAUACACGUACAUAAUGCCGAAAAUUGGUUAGGCGUUGAUGGAGAUUUCGGCAGUGAAGGACUAAUAUUGCCUAAACAUGAGCAAAUUGAAAAUGGUGAUAAACAAAUUGAUGCAGCCACAGAAUCACCGUCAGCAACUAAUGACAAUCUUAAUAAAAGUGUUGAAUACACCGAAGCAGAGAAAAACGCACAACCUGUUAAAGUGUCAGUUGGUACACAAACCGGACAUGAUCCACCUGAUACUGUAUAUAAUAAAGAGAAAACAACUGUGGAUGAACAUUGUCACGAGUGUAAAGUGCGUUUUAAAGAUCCUAAACCUAAGGAUUUAAUUAUGUACUUGCAUGCGUGGAAGUAUAGAGGUCCCGGCUGGGAGUAUGAGACAGAACUACCAAAUUGGGCAGAUAAAGAUUGGAGUGAGACAUUUGCUCAAUAAAUUACUGUUGUGGCCAAUCUUGUAAAGCUGAGACAUUCUUGUAUAAAAAUUAGCUGAAUAUUAGAAACACUUUUAUACCGUUUAUACUGGUCAAGUAGUUUUUAUUAUUGACGUGUAAGUUUAUAAAGAGUUAUUUAAAAAAAAAUUAAUUAAUUGUUUAAGCAUUUAAUUUCAUUGUGAAAUAAACAAGUGCGCUAUAUUCUGUAAGAACGGAAAACAAUUAAUCGAAAUUUACAUAUGUUUAUGUAAACAUCAUAUUUAUUAAAACUAUUAACUGUGUUAAGUACGUUGAACAAAAAAAAAUAAAUAAAAUUUUUGGUUUUAUAGAGAGAGGACAAUAUAAUUUAAAUAAAAUAUUGUAUAAUUUAAAUACAACCAAAGUUGUUAUAAUUUUUCUGUAAUUUAUUUUUGCCUAGAUAGGUUUAAAAUUAUAUAAUAAACAUGUAUAUACAUGCGCAUUUGUUGCGUGUGUUUAUUGUUGAGUCUUACAAAGUUAAUGUUAAUUGUUUAUAUUUUAUUAACAAUUAAAUAACCAGUAUUAUAGAAACGAGGAAAUGAUUACAUUUUAAAACAAAUCGAUGAUAUUUUUUGUUGUUAUGUGGCAUCUCUUAGUUCUCAUUUCUUGGUAUAAUUCUGUCUUCAUAACAAAUUUUCUCUUUAAAAAUUUCUCUCUUUUUGCCUUUUUAUCACCAUCCGUACGUUUUUUCCACCAGUUCCAUUUUACCUGCUCAACUGCAAUUUGUGUGCAGUUGUUCGGUCUCCUAGUUUUAAUUGUUUAAUUAAUUAUAGUUAAGCUAAAUUUGGUGCUAAACACGUAUUCAAAUAAUAAAUUCUUAUCACAAUAAGCUUGUGUGUUCCUACUAUUUGUAUUUAAA
Molecule: messenger RNA, 2736 nt
Organism: Zeugodacus cucurbitae (melon fly)
Lineage: Eukaryota; Metazoa; Arthropoda; Insecta; Diptera; Tephritidae
Gene: RluA-2
Product: pseudouridylate synthase RPUSD2
Exons: 1
Coding region: 185-1861 (558 amino acids)
Biological process (GO): pseudouridine synthesis
Molecular function (GO): RNA binding; pseudouridine synthase activity
Source: RefSeq, a predicted model, not a curated record